UGAGGGAAGUCCCUGCAAGUACAUAUACAUACAUACAAACACACACACUCUCAAACAAGGCAUUUAUUUAUUUUGUUUUGUUUUUUCUUCGUCUUCCUAUCCCGAUUGUCUUAGUCCAACCGAAUUGUACGAUGAAUAUCUACAACGUGAUCGUCAUUUUCGAAGUGCGAUUGUCGUGUUAUUUUGGGAAAUUCUAUCUAUUCCAUAAUUCCCAAAUGGCAAAGGGUAUCAUCAGUCAACCGUCCAUCAGAGUUGUUUGGACCAUUCGUUCGUAUUCGAAAUUAGCGCUCUAAAAUCCCUGCAAUCUGUUUGUUUGUUUUUUUACAUUUAUCGAAUUGUUUGCUUUACUUCUUUUCAAAUACUCGAUUGGCGUCUGUGGCCGUGGUAUUAUUGCAGGCCUUCGACAAUUUCAGAGCCAACCAGUGUUGUUUGUUGAUGUCAAAGUUCAAAACGUGUUUAAUCAGCGAAAACGUGUUCGUUUGUGUACAAAUAUCCAAGUUUUGCACGUGCUCCGCCACCGAUGGUCGUUGGGUGGGCACUCGAAGUGAUUUGAAGGCUGGAUGACCGAGUGCGUUUGGAGGGUUGGAUGAGAUUGAUAAGUGAUUGUGAAGAAGUGUACGGUAAGGAAAGAUUUGACGAGAAUUGCGUAAGAUCAGGAGGAGGGUUCUUUGUUUAUCGUGAAGAAGAAUUUUAUUUGCGCCGAGGAACGUAGAGGAAUGCAGAAGUGAUAAAUGAGGGAAGGUGUAAAAAGACAAUAUCGUGUAUGCAAAUUGAUUGAGUGGCGACGGGUUGGAGGCGAAGCAGAAAGAAGAGGAGCAACAGAAGAAGAAGUAGUAGCAAAAGAGAAGAAGAAGAAGAAAAGAGCGUCGUGGAGCGAAGAAGAGAAGAGGAGACGAGAAGAAAUGCCAUCAUCGGUUACACAGUGAGAGAGCCACUGUGGAGUGUUUAAAUGAAAAGGAGGCGCCAAUGGUGCGUGUUUCUUUUGCUCUUCCCAAUAAAUCUCUGGCCGGAAUCUCGCAUGUAACUCGAAGAAUGCAAUCAGAUAUAGUGGCGUGCAGCACUUAAUUACUUUUAUACGUAUGCUGUACACUCAUACACAUUCUGAUCUCUGGCGCCUGUCUUUGAAUACAUCAAGGCUAACACGGCAAGGAAAUUUAGGCGCCACCAUUCAAGCAUCAGUUUCAAUCAGACCGGAGAGCGAACAGGGUGACAAAACCAAACACCAAACACGCGAACGCACAACCGAACGCGCGCCAAUCCUUCCGGUUCUUCUCACAGGAUCAUCCAUCGAGUCGUCCUGCCGCCCGAUCUAUCGACGGACCAACCGACCGACCGAAAGGCCGACCCUUCGUCCUACGUCCCUUCGAGAAAAACCUUCAGAUAGCGCGACCGUCGCCUCGUCGUCCGUUUUAUUUUUUCGCACUUUCUCUCGUCAUCGCCCAAAAUUCCGAAAGAACCAGGAGGCAAAUGUCCAUAGCCGGCUUUCCGCAGUUGCGACGCCGCAACUGAUUACCGCACAGAGACCGACCGCAGAGAGGAAGGACAAUAAACAACAGCGGUUCCUGUUGUUUGUUGUUUUCUUGAAGAACACCACCAUCAACUACAGGAGCAGCUGCAGCAGCAGCAGCAAGAACAACCACCACAGUUAUCGACGCAUCCUUUGCAACCGCCUUUCGCGCCAACGUUCGCUUACGCACUGACCGGGAGCCUUCUCCAAGGAAUUCCUUCCUCGAUGGUGCUGGCCCACCUUGUGCUCAUCAUGUCACCCCUGUUAUUAUCACUCCUUGGCCUGUCGAUGGGGGUGCACCAGAACUGCGCCGUCUGGAGGGAGAUCAGCCCGUGCACGUGCAAAACGGAGAACCAUACGAAGGUGGUCAUCAUCUGCGAGAAGAUGCAAUCAUUCGCUGAGAUCAUCGCUUUGCUGCAGAACCGAUUUUCGCCGAUGGUCCACAUCACUCUCAAGAUCAACGACUCCAAGCUCGAGGACCUUUCCUCCAGGUCCUUCAAGGAGAUGAACAUGACCAUCGAGAACCUCCAGCUCACGUUUAACGAAUUAAGUGAGCUGAAUCCUUACACGUUUGCCGGCCUCACGCACGUCACCUAUUUAUGUUUAUCCGACAACAUGAUUCCCUACAUGCCCAUCGAGGUGUUCGAGAUGAUGCCAAACGUAAAAUCGCUGGACAUCGGCCGUUUGAAACUGAAGAACGUGCGCGAAGAAAGUCUGAAAAGUUUCGCGAUGCUCGAAACCCUCGUCCUGGCAGGCAACAUGAUCUACAGAAUCGACACUCACUCCUUUCCCGAAACUGUUGUCAGACUGCAUCUGGGCAGAAACUCGAUCAAGGAUCUGAACGGCACGCUGCGACACCUGAACGACCUUAAAUGGUUGUUCAUCAACUCCAACGAUCUGGUAUCAUUGGACGAUCAGCUACCCAAGAAUGGUGUCGAUCUUAGGAUGCUCUUCGCCUCGAACAACCGCAUCCAGAAGCUGCCGCAGGAACUGAAAACGAUGCCGUACAUAAAAAUGUUAUUCUUUCAGCACAACCAGCUUACCUCUCUCGACGGUAUUCUUUCGAAAUCCCGAUGCCUGGAGAGCGUCCACUUAGAGAACAACAGAAUCUCAAAGUUAUUGAGGGAUGAUUUCUUGGAAAACGAAAGACUUAAAGAGCUGGAGCUGCAAUUCAACUAUAUUACCAGCUUGAACGGGUCCCUUCUGCCUCUUCGCAAUCUCUAUAGUCUGAAUUUAACGCAUAAUCUGCUUGGCGAGUUCUCAUGGCAGGAAAUUCGCGGAUUGCACAAUCUGAAAACGCUUGACGUGUCUUACAACAAAAUCAGAUACCUAAGCGGAUCGAUGCCAAACUUGAUCGAAUCCGAAAUAUCGUUGACGACACUGAAAUUGGACCACAACGAGUUGCAUUCAUUGAACGGCGUUUUGGCUGGUCUAAGAAGCCUUCUUCGUCUGGACCUAAGCUUCAACAGUAUAACAAGAAUUUCGCCUGAUGAUUUAAUCGGUUUGGAUCGCCUAACCCUGCUCGAUAUGUCGCAUAAUAAGUUGACUACUCUGGAAGAGACGAGCAAGACGUUCCUGCCUUCGCUGGAGGAGCUCAUCGCUUCUCACAAUUAUCUCACGGUAUUGGACAAAGACUUCCAUGGGCUGCCCGUCUUGUGCUGGGCCUAUCUUUCGAACAACCAGAUCGUGUCUUUAGGCAAAGAUUUAGUCAGCAAAACGCAUUGCAGAGUGCGAGAUGGCGUGCACGAGGACAACUGGGGAGUCUUGCAUAUUGAUCUUGAAGAAAAUCCGAUAUUGUGCGAUUCUGGUUUCUCCGAAAUCAGUUCUGCAAUGGAGGUGAACCAUACGAAGAUCACAGGGACGACUCACUGUCCGCAGGAGGAACCUGUCGCAACGCGCGAUACGAUUUACCACGUCUACGAAGCAACGACGACGUCACCUCUAUACAAUUCCCUGCCGGAUCUAAGGGGAUACGCGCGUCCUGAGCAACAGUACGUCCACAUCCAAGAUCAGGUGAGGCACAACCACGGCCUGAAGACGUUCCAGCAGAAUUUCGACGGCGUCCAUGUAAGACUAGGUCACGAUUCGCAACCAAUUCCCAAGGACCAAUUGAGCGGCGGAGACCAAUUGACCCCGAGGGCGCGCUCCAAUUUGGCAGUAACCGAGUUGCCAUUGAACGAUCAGCCGAUCUACACGAACGUCGAUCCCGUCAUCCAAGAGCAGCAGAUCAGUCAGCUGGCGACUGAGAUCGAGCAACUACGGACACGGCUUCAAGAGCUCACCUCAGAAAACCAAAGACUCACUAGGAAUCUGCACGACAUUCGUCCUCCUCAAAAAUUCUCGACCCUCCUCUUAUCGACAACCAAGGCACCAACAGACGAAUCCAACGAGCGCUAAACUCCUCAUAUACCAAGUUACAUACAGCAACGAAGUAUAUAACACGGUUCCAACGUAUUACGCAAACAUAACAAGAACAACGACGACGACAACAACACAAGCAAAGCUCUACUAUUGGGUUCAAUUGCCGAACACACGCACACACACACAAACAUGCACACAUUCUCUACUUAUUUAUUAGAUAUAUCUUUAUUUCUCUCUAUAUAUAUAUAAAUAAAUAUAUCUCGCGAACCACCACACAAAACAAAGGGCACUUGAAGCUGAUAGUACCUGAUAUCGAAUAGUUCUAUAGGAAUUCAAAUAAAGUAAUUUAUUAGAUGAAUUAAACUAGUCACUAUUAUUAUUAUUAAUAUUCUCUGUUUGU
Molecule: messenger RNA, 4268 nt
Organism: Nicrophorus vespilloides
Lineage: Eukaryota; Metazoa; Arthropoda; Insecta; Coleoptera; Silphidae
Product: leucine-rich repeat-containing protein 15-like
Exons: 8
Coding region: 1733-3904 (723 amino acids)
Molecular function (GO): protein binding
Source: RefSeq, a predicted model, not a curated record